GCCGCGGCUGCUCGCCUUUCCCGGCCGCCCGCCCCCUGCCCCGGGCCCGCGUAUGAAUCUCCUGGACCCCUUCAUGAAGAUGACCGACGAGCAGGAGAAGGGCCUGUCCGGCGCCCCCAGCCCCACCAUGUCCGAGGACUCGGCCGGCUCGCCCUGCCCGUCGGGCUCCGGCUCCGACACCGAGAACACGCGGCCCCAGGAGAACACCUUCCCCAAGGGCGAGCCGGACCUGAAGAAGGAGAGCGAGGAGGACAAGUUCCCCGUGUGCAUCCGCGAGGCGGUCAGCCAGGUGCUCAAGGGCUACGACUGGACGCUGGUGCCCAUGCCGGUGCGCGUCAACGGCUCCAGCAAGAACAAGCCGCACGUCAAGCGGCCCAUGAACGCCUUCAUGGUGUGGGCGCAGGCGGCGCGCAGGAAGCUGGCGGACCAGUACCCGCACCUGCACAACGCCGAGCUCAGCAAGACGCUGGGCAAGCUCUGGAGACUGCUCAACGAGAGCGAGAAGCGGCCCUUCGUGGAGGAGGCGGAGCGGCUGCGCGUGCAGCACAAGAAGGACCAUCCCGACUACAAGUACCAGCCGCGCCGGAGGAAGUCGGUCAAGAACGGCCAGGCCGAGGCCGAGGAGGCCACCGAGCAGACGCACAUCUCCCCGAACGCCAUCUUCAAGGCGCUGCAGGCCGACUCCCCGCACUCCUCCUCGGGCAUGAGCGAGGUGCACUCCCCGGGCGAGCACUCCGGGCAAUCCCAGGGCCCACCGACGCCGCCCACCACCCCCAAAACCGACGUGCAGCCGGGCAAGGCUGACCUGAAGCGAGAGGGGCGCGCCCUUCCCGAGGGGGGCAGACAGCCCCCCAUCGACUUCCGCGACGUGGACAUCGGGGAGCUGAGCAGCGACGUCAUCUCCAACAUCGAGACCUUCGACGUCAACGAGUUUGACCAGUACCUGCCGCCCAAUGGCCACCCGGGGGUGCCGGCCACGCACGGCCAGGUCACCUACACCGGCAGCUACGGCAUCAGCAGCACCGCGGCGAGCCCCGCGGGCGCGGGCCACGUGUGGAUGUCCAAGCAGCAGGCGCCCCCGCAGCAGCCCCCCCAGGCCCCGCAGGCCCCGCAGGCGCCCCCGCCCCAGCAGCCCGCGCCCCCGCCCCAGCAGCCCGCGCCCCCGCCGCAGCAGCAGGCGCACACGCUGACCACGCUGAGCAGCGAGCCGGGGCAGGCCCAGCGAACGCACAUCAAGACGGAGCAGCUGAGCCCCAGCCACUACAGCGAGCAGCAGCAGCACUCGCCCCAGCAGAUCGCCUACAGCCCCUUCAACCUCCCGCACUACAGCCCGUCCUACCCGCCCAUCACGCGCUCGCAGUACGAGUACGCAGAGCACCAGAACUCCGGCUCCUACUACAGCCACGCGGCCGGCCAGAGCUCCGGCCUCUACUCCACCUUCACCUACAUGAACCCGGCGCAGAGGCCCAUGUACACCCCCAUCGCCGACACCUCGGGGGUCCCCUCCAUCCCGCAGACCCACAGCCCGCAGCACUGGGAACAGCCCGUGUACACACAGCUCACCCGACCUUGAGGUGACCUUCCUGCCAAGGGCCAGGCCAGAGGGCUGCGAAGCGCAGAAGAAGAACCGAAGAAUCUGCACCAGAGUUUGCAGUGGACAUUGUUGGUCGUACUCUUGGAAGACCUGGAUGCUGAAGGCAACAACGCUGACCCCACUUCUUCUACAGAACAUUCUCUCUCCACCCCAGCACCACCUUGUUGCAAAGCGGUGGCCAGGCCACCUGGGCGAGAAGGAACCAGCGGAAUAGAGAAACUGGACUGAAACCUUCUUCUAGGCGGUGUGGAGGACGAGGGUUAUCGUGGGACCAGUUUCCUCAAUCUCUCUGCCUGUUUGGACUUUAAUUAUUUUUUAGCAGUAAUUAAAGAAAAAAGUCCUCUGUGAGGAAUAUUCUCUAUUUUAAAUAUUUUUUAGUAUGUACUGUGUAUGAUUCAUUACCAUUUUGAGGGGAUUUAUACAUAUUUUUAGAUAAAAAAAAUUAAAUGCUCUUAUUUUUCCAACAGCUAAACAACUUAGUGGAACAGUGUGCGCUAGCUUUCCUUGCAACCAGAGUAUUUUUGUACAGAUUUGCUUUCUCUUACAAAAGAAAAAAAGAAGUGUGUGUGUUGUUUAUUAACAGGAGAAAAAAAAAAAACACAAGUAUGUGUUAGGAGAGCAGUUGGGAGGGGGGUUAGCUUUGCUCAAUUCCUCAGGCUUUCUGAUUCAAGGAGGAGCUGCCUUAGAAAGCAAAAGAGGCCUUAUUUUGAAAAAAAAAAAAAAAAUGGAAGUAAACACAGUCUAGAGAUGCAUUUGGUAAGCUUUAUCAUAUAUAUUUUUUUAAACAGGAGCAGACCACCUUGAGCCUUAAAACCCUGCUGCUGGGAAGUCCUUGUGUUCUCUUUUUAGUGCAUUUCCUCUUGCACUUGCUUGUUUGCUGCAAUCUUGAGACGCAAAAGGCAAGCAAAGGAGACAGAAUCAGUUGGGGAAAUGUUUCAGCAGCCAAUAAGUGCCUCAGCACACGGCCCCUGGUUGCCUGCCCAGCCCAUGUGGGACACAGAUGCUGGGGGUGUCUCUCUUAAGUCACCUGUGCCUCUCUGUACACCAGCAGUUAACCUUCAAGACAGUCCAUGUGCUAAAAUUAUUUAUUUUGUAAGGAGAGGUUUUAAUUAAAAAAAAAAAAACUUCCUUUUUUUUUUUUUUUUUAAUUUACUUUCUUUAAAAUAGGUUGUUGGAGCCUUCCUCAAAGGGUAUGGUCAUCUGUUGUUAAAUUAUGUUCUUAACUGUAACCAGUUUUUUUUUUUUAUUUAUCUCUUUAAUCUUUUUUUAUUAUUAAAAGCAAGUUUCUUUGGAUGCCUUGUCCCAGAUUUGUAUAAAUGCCUAUGUCUGUCCUUUUUUUUUUUUUUCUUUGUUGUUUUUUGUUGAAAACAAACUGGAAACUUGUUUCUCUUUUUGUACAAAUGAGAGGUUGCAAAUGUAGUGUAUCACUGAGUCAUGUAGUAUUUUCUGCCACAGAUCUUGGGGCUGCCUCCGUGGUGUGUGAGCCGUGACACAGGCCCAUGUGGAAUCCAAAGCCCUCUGCAUGUUCUCUUCGAGAGAGAGGGAAGAAAACUUGGGAGGGACUCGGCCCACUGACAGACCUUCAUUCUUCAUGACUGCUGUGGCUGGACAGUUUGGGGAUUGCUUUUUAAAAAAGACAGCAAACUUUUUUUUUUAUUUAAAAAAAGAUAUAUUAACAGUUUUUAGAAGUCAGUAGAAUAAAAUCUUAAAGCACUCAUAAUAUGGCAUCUUUCGAUUUCUGUAUAAAAGCUGAUCUUUUUUUAAAAAAAAAAAUAUUUCUGUAACUUAAGAACCCUGGCAUUUAAAUCAUAUUUUUGUCUUUAGGUAAGGUUUGCUUUGUGUUUGUGUUUUGUUCGUUUGGCUUAUUCCCCACCCCCCAAACCUUAUGUUCUCUCUGUGAAACUUACCUUUCCUCUUUUUCUCUCUUUUUUUGUAUAUUAUUGUUUAC
Talpa occidentalis (Iberian mole) is the source of this 3542-nucleotide messenger RNA. RefSeq names its product SRY-box transcription factor 9 (gene SOX9). NCBI's taxonomy places the organism in Eukaryota, Metazoa, Chordata, Mammalia, Eulipotyphla, Talpidae. The coding region runs from base 53 to 1573 and encodes 506 amino acids. Gene Ontology annotation, cellular component: nucleus. Gene Ontology annotation, biological process: heart development; negative regulation of transcription by RNA polymerase II; oligodendrocyte differentiation. The transcript has 3 exons. The record is from RefSeq and is a predicted model, not a curated record. Gene Ontology annotation, molecular function: RNA polymerase II cis-regulatory region sequence-specific DNA binding; DNA-binding transcription factor activity, RNA polymerase II-specific.